CCUACUUCUUUUAUCAUCCUUUCACUCUGAAACCUCUAAUUUCGGAUUGACGAAACUAGGAUUACUGUGUUCAUUCCUAGAUCUGUCGGGAAAUUAGCGAGUACAUCGACUUGGGACCCAAAAACAUAUCGACAAUAUGUCUUCUGAGUCUCGGUUAUAUACGUUCUCUCCGGAGACUAAGGAGAAACUGCGCAAGUUUCGUCUUGGAACUUCUAGAGCUAAGGAUGCUCAGGCUAUAAUAUAUAUCAUUGAUCAAAAGAGCCAAGAGAUUCGUCCUGAAGAUGGCGAAAUCUACACAAACAUGCAGGACUUGGCCGAUGAGCUUCCUGAUUCAUCACCCCGGUUCAUCCUCCUCAGUUACCCCUUGACUUUGAAAUCCGGUCGCCUCUCGGUUCCUUAUGUCCUUCUCUACUGGCUCCCUGAGAAUUGCAACCCGAACUUGCGAAUGAUGUACGCCGGUGCCGUUGAGUUGAUGCGAAAUACCGCCGAAGUCAACCGUGUGAUUGAAGUCGGGGAAGAGGAAGACAUCACUUCCAUUGAAUCGAAAUUGCAGAGUGCGGAUUAAACUCGAACGGUUCUUUUGGAUAGACGGUUAUUCCCGGUGAACUCCUUUAUGUUAUGACAUUGGCGCUUCUAUCUCCGGGUCGGCGUUAUGCAUUUGACAUUACUAUCGUCUUUGACACCGCGUGGAAUGACGACGAUGCUUGGUUUACUGAAGCGAAACCAUAUACUUUUUACCAACGGCCCUGGUUUUCUUCGCUGAAAUGUUUAAUCUUCGGCCAUGUAAUAGACUCGGGUUCUCUUGAACUAUACAUAUAUGUAUGUAUGUAUA
Aspergillus alliaceus is the source of this 832-nucleotide messenger RNA. RefSeq names its product GMF family protein. Gene Ontology annotation, cellular component: actin cortical patch. The transcript is spliced from 4 exons. Gene Ontology annotation, molecular function: Arp2/3 complex binding; actin binding. The record is from RefSeq and is a predicted model, not a curated record. The coding region runs from base 137 to 565 and encodes 142 amino acids. Gene Ontology annotation, biological process: negative regulation of Arp2/3 complex-mediated actin nucleation; actin filament debranching. Lineage: Eukaryota; Fungi; Ascomycota; Eurotiomycetes; Eurotiales; Aspergillaceae.